AUUGGAAAAUAAAUUGACUUCCGCUUUUGUUCGACUAAUGUAUUAGACGUGUUGCAAAGUGUCAUCAGUUAUUGUUGUUAAAAAAAAAUUUUAAUACAUUAAAAUUAAAGUACAACAAAUUAAAAAAAUGUUAAAACGUUAAAUAUUAACUAUCUCUUAAAAAAUGAUGUAUUAUCACAUAAUCUUAAUUACAAUAUGCUUUUUAUUAAUUAACGUUCAUACCUAUAAAAUUCUAGGUAUAUUUCCAUUGGCAUUCAAAAGCCAUAAUAUUUUUUUUCAAUCAUUAAUGAAAAGUUUAGCAAAAAAGGGACAUCAAGUUGAUAUUAUAUCCUAUUACGAGGCAAAAAAUCCACCAGAAAAUUAUCAUGACAUUAUUAAUUUAUCAAAAUUACCAAAUUCAAGUUAUUUUUAUUCAAAAUCAAAAUUUACUUCCAUUCAAGAUGCAAUUGCAAACAGUCAAUCAUUUAUAAAUUUAUUGAAUGAUGUUUAUGGACUUCCAAUUUGUAAGAUAAUAUCACAUGAAAAAAUUCAAAAUUUUAUUCGUAAUUUACCAAAAAAUUCACCUUACGAUGCUGUAAUUACAGAAGGUUUAAGUGCACCUUGUUAUUAUGGUUUUGGAUUUUUACUAAAAGUACCAAUAAUAUCAGCCUCAUCGAAUUUUGAAUUUACACCACUAUCAAAACAAAUGGGAAAUCCAGCAUGUAUGUCAUUUAUGCCAACAGCUUUAUUACAAAAAUUAGAUCUUAAAAUAUUUUGGAAUCGAUUGAAGAAUACAAUUGCUAGUCAUCUUGGAGAAAUUUUUUUUUUUUUAGUCAGUGAAAAUCAAUCGGAAAUUAUGAGAAAAUAUUUAAAUCCAAAUAUUCCAUCAAUUAGAGAAGUUGAAAGAAAUGUGGCUUUGAGUUUAUUAAAUACCCAUCACUCAUUGAGAGGAGUUAAACCUGUAACUGGGGCUGUAAUCGAAAUUGCUGGAAUACACAUAGAAGAAGAUAAUUCUACAGUAACUUCAGAACUGAAACAAUGGAUGGAUGAAAGUGUUCAUGGAAUUGUUUACAUGUCAUUUGGAACUACAGUUACUGUUGAAAGUCUUCCAAGAGAAACAAUUUUAUCAAUUUUUUCCUCAUUUGCCAAACUUGCACCAAUGAGAAUUUUAAUUAAAGUAAUUAAUAGAAAUAAAUUGCCACCAAAAAUUCCUAAUAAUAUACUGACAAUGAAAUGGAUACCACAAAUACCUGUUCUAAAUCAUCGAAAUACGCGAUUAUUUAUUACACACGGCGGAAUACAUAGUAUUAUGGAAGCUCUUUAUUUUGGAGUUCCUGUCAUUGGAAUACCAUUAUUUUACGAUCAAAAUCCAAAUGUUCAUCUAUUGGUAACUAAAAAUAUGUGCACUGUAUUGGAUCACAAUGAAAUAACAGAAAAUAAUAUGGAUUUGGCACUUUCAAAAAUGUUAAACGAUACACGAGUAAGAGAAUCUGCGGAAUAUCAUUCAAAAUUAUUUCGAGAUCGACCAAUGAGCGCAAGAAAUGAAGCUGUCUAUUGGAUUGAAUAUAUUAUAAGAAAUGGAGCCGAAUCAUUAAGAUCACCUGCUGUAAAAAUGUAUUGGUGGGAAAUUGAACUUUUUGAUAUCUAUGGAUUUUUAUUCUUAUCGAUGAUAAUUAUAAUUUUCCUUAUUAUAAUCACAGUUAAAACCAUAUUAAAAUGGUGUAAAAUCAAUAAUAAAAUAUUCAUUCUAACUAAUGAUGGCUCAUCAAAAUAUCAUGUUAGAAAUGCAUGAAAAUUUCCUUCAAAAUUAAAAUUAAAAAGUGGUUAAAUUUUCCAAAUGUAAUCAAACUAUUUCUCUAAAAAUAAAUAAUUUUGAAACUU
Molecule: messenger RNA, 1860 nt
Organism: Leptopilina boulardi
Lineage: Eukaryota; Metazoa; Arthropoda; Insecta; Hymenoptera; Figitidae
Product: UDP-glucosyltransferase 2-like
Exons: 5
Coding region: 164-1771 (535 amino acids)
Molecular function (GO): UDP-glycosyltransferase activity
Source: RefSeq, a predicted model, not a curated record